UACACUCAUCAGCGUGUCAGUUUGGCUCCUUCCACACAGGGAUGAUGGCAGUGAUCAUUGUACUGCCUCAAGAUCAUUUUGUGUGCGCCCUGUGCCUGGAGACCCUGAAGGAGCCCGUCACAAUCCCCUGUGGGCACAACUACUGCCUAAAGUGCAUUAGAGACUGCUGGCAGCACACUCAGCAACACUACAGAUGCCCUCAGUGUACAGAAAGCUUUUUUUCAAAACCCACCCUUUCCAAAAAUCCCUUAUUAGCUGAUAUACUAGAAAAACUGAAGGCACCAGAACAUGACUCAACUUUACCAGGCACCAUUGCAGGUCCAGGUGACGUCCCCUGUGAUGUGUGCUCAGAGAGAAAGCAGGUAGCCAUCCAGACCUGCUUAACCUGCCUGGCCUCCUACUGUGAGACUCACCUCCAAACUCACCAGGAGUGUGAAGCGCUCAAGAAACACAAGCUGGACAAACCCACCAGAAACCUGCAGCAGAGGAUCUGCUCAAAGCACAACAGCCUCCUGGAGAUUUACUGCAAGACCGACCAGUGUGGCAUCUGCCAUUUGUGCGUUGUGACUGAGCACAAGAACCACACCUUGGUGAUGUCCGACACAGAAAGAGAAGAGAAGCAGGUGGAGGUGAAGGCGACACUUUUAGAAGUGAAACGAAGACUAAAUGAGAGAGAGAAGAAGCUGUCGGAGAUCACGGCAGCUAUGGCUAUGCUUCGGAUUUCUGCAUCCAUGGAAAUACAAGAAACUGAGAAUCGAUUCAGUGAUCUGAGGUGGUCCAUUGAGAGAACCUGCUGGAAACUGACCGAGCAGAUCAGAGAGGUAGAAAGGAAAGAAAUAGAAAAAGCUGAAGCAAUCAAGCAGCAACUAGAGAAGGAGUCUGAAGAGCUGGAGAGGGGCCACACUGAGCUCAGUGAACUUUUAAAGACCGAUGAUGAUAUUCAGUUCCUCAAGAAUUUCUCAUCAUUCUAUGUCAUACCUGGAGAUGAAGAUGCACUCCGAGUCACAGUCGAUGUCAAAUUCUCUGCUGAGGAUCAAAGGAAGGAAAUGUCUCAUUUAAAAGAAUAUCUGGACAAGAUCAGUCAGUGGAAAUUUGAGAAAUGCACCCAAUAUGGGAGUGAAUCUCCAGUUUUCAUCCUGCAGCCUUGAGAACCACAGAACACAAAGUAGAUUUUGUGUACUUUUUAAGCAAUUUUCCCAUUUUUUUUUCCACAUUGCACCCUUCACACAUGGUAUGGAUAUAUUAAGGGGAACAUCUAGGGAAGUCCAUGGGAUCUGAAUGUUGAGUUUUGAAGUUCACAAGUGAACAGCGGAAAGUAAUAAAACAAGCCAGUGAUGAACUGCUGAUUCACCGGAGCGGAGCAGAACUCAUGUCAUCUUCUUCUGCUUUGUGACUUUUAGUUAA
Erpetoichthys calabaricus (reedfish) is the source of this 1404-nucleotide messenger RNA. Its product is annotated as E3 ubiquitin/ISG15 ligase TRIM25-like. Lineage: Eukaryota; Metazoa; Chordata; Cladistia; Polypteriformes; Polypteridae. The transcript has 5 exons. Gene Ontology annotation, molecular function: zinc ion binding. The coding region runs from base 42 to 1148 and encodes 368 amino acids. The record is from RefSeq and is a predicted model, not a curated record.